ACAUUUAACCUGGUAUCCCCUCAGUCAGCUGUCAUUAAAGUACCGCAAAUCGAUGUCGUUCUCUUGUAUUUUUGUGAAAAAAAGCAAUCUGUUCGGAUGAUGAAAGCAAAAAACUUCGUUGUUAAUGAUACUUCGCGAGUGUUCGACUUCAAAUUGGACUGAAACACAUUAAUUGUACAAUGAGUGCGUCAGAAUUGGACAGCCGCAACAUAGCUCUUUCCAUGAGAAAAUCUGUAGAAAAUCUGGUUGUAUCAUCACAAGAUGCCAUCGGGCAGAGCAUCAGUCAAGCUCUCAACUUCUCUGGGGUCAUCACCCCACAUACUGUUCAGGAAAACAAAAGCGUAUCCCGUUCUCCGUCCCCAUCGCUGCGUCACACAGAGAGCAGUUCUGAACUUGUAGAUGAUAAGUCCAGUGAUAUCUACAUCCAGGGUUCUGGGGACGCGCAGCCAGUGUCCAUAGAAGCGCCGCUCGCAAAAUCUGAUAGCAAUAAGACAAUAUCACAAACGCCGGUGGCGUUGCGCGGCGGCGCUGACGCGGGCGCUCGCACCAAGAAGAAGAGCUGGUACAACGCGCUCUAUCCCACUUACAAGAGCAAGUCGGAGGAUUUCAAGAGGCUGUUCAAAGAUCUGCCCGAUGAGGAGAGGCUUAUUGUUGAUUACUCAUGCGCCCUGCAAAAGGACAUCCUGGCGCACGGGCGACUGUACGCCUCACAGAACUUCCUCUGCUUCUACGCCAGCAUCUUCGGCUGGGAGACCAGCAUGACCUUGCGCUGGAAGGACGUCACCGCCAUCACCAAAGAGAAGACAGCACUGGUGAUACCUAACGCGAUCCUGGUGUGCACGGAGACGGAGAAGAACUUCCUGACAUCAUUCUCAGGUCGGGACAAGGCAUACCUCAUGCUGUUCCGCAUCUGGCAGAACGCGCUCAUGGACCAGCCCAUGUCCAGCCACGAGAUCUGGCAGUGGGUACAUUCUUGCUACGGCGAGGAGUUAGGCUUCAACUCAGAGGACGAAGGAUAUCCGCGGGACGUGCGAGACGCGCCUGACGAUUCCUCCGCCACGCCACUGGACCCUCACGAGGAGCUGGUGGAGCCGUCGAUGGAAGUGUGCGGUGGUGGCGGAGGUGGGGGCGGGGCGCGGGGGCGGGACCUCUCGCCUCUAAGGGUGUGGGAGAUGUAUAUAUACACGUUGUUGAAUCGUGCUGUUUCAUUUUAUUAUACAAAUGGUAUGAAUAUAAAUGUUAGUGAGGUUGAUGAUUAUUUGCUGGUGGAUUGUGAACCCUCGGAUAUAUGGAAUGAAGUUGAAGAAGGAUGCGAGGAAGCUCAACCUGCUUACGUGACAAACGGCGACUUAGCUCUACGUGACGACGAGGCGGGUGACACGCUGCCCACAGACAUGUCGGACACCACUGACAGCGAGCCCGACAAGCAUCGCAAUUGCGGUGAGACGGAGAAGUGCACGUCGACGCACGAGGGCAAGCCGCUGCUGAGCCAGCAGUUCCCUUUCAACAUCGACCAGCUCUUCACCAUGAUGUUCACCAACUCGCAGUUCAACCUGGAGCUGCUCACCGCGCGCGAGAGCACUGACUACACGCAGGAGCCGUGGCAGACGCAGGGCACGCGCAAGGCGCGCCGCGUCACCUACACGCUCAGCCUCUCCUCGGGGCUCGUCGGGCCCAAGAAGGUGCGCGUCAACGAGACGCAGGUGAUGAACAAAUGCUCGAAGCCCGGCGCGUUGUACUCAAUAGACGCGACCAGCGAGAACUCUGGUAUCCCGUACGCGGACUACUUCACAGUGGAGGUGCACUACUGCCUGCAGCGCGCUGCGGAGACCAGCACGCACCUCGCUGUGUAUGCCCACGUGCGAUACAAGAAGACCAUGUGGCCCAUGGUCAAAACGCUGUUAGAGAACAACACAAUGUCUGGUCUGGAGGAGUACGCGCGUCUGCUGGAGACGCGGCUGACGGCAGCUCAGCCUGCGCCCGCGCGCCACGCCCGCCGCCGCCGACGACAUCUUGUGGCACGUGUUACAGCGGUGGCGAGCCAGGAGCCGGUGGCGCUGCCGCUGGCGGCGCGGGGCGGCGUGGUGCGGGGCGGGGCGGCGGCGGUCGGGGGCGGGGCGCGCUGGCUGCCGCUGCUGGUGCUGGCGCUGCUGCUGCUCAACGCGCUGCUGUACUGGCGCCUCGCAACACUACACAACAACGCCUUCGACGCAGAUGACCUUCAAGCCAGGAUGAGGUCAGUGAGCGGGUCGCAGAUGGCGGACUGGUCGCGGCUGCUGCAGCAGCACACCUCGCGCCAGCGCUCCGAGCUGCUCGCCUGGCGCGACGCACUAGUGCGUACUGUGGCACACCUCGCUCAGACGGAGCAAGAGCUGAGAAAACUGUUGGAUACGAUAAAGCCUUCGCUGGAGAAGGCGCACGCGGAGGCAGACGCGGUGCCGCCGGACGGAGAGCUCUGAGCGCGUACUGAAUGUUGCGUAAGAGAGGUCACGUUAGCCUGGUGUCCGGUCUGACACGUGUUGUGGCAAACUAUGCAAGGUAACAAACAUAAAGUACAUACGUUUUGAACGUUUCCGUGUCUCAUGUUAUUUUAUUAUUGACUAUGACAAUGACAUGAUAUUGCAUUUUAUUUAAUCUGUAACUUAUGGCUAUUUGUUUUUUUUUGUUUAGGAAAACUCUAUGGUUGAAAUAUUAUGCUUGAUUUUUUAUUAAAACGGAAAGUUUUAAAAAAAUCAUAAAAAAUAGGGAAUCUCCUAAUUUUUAAACGUUCACAAAAGUAAUAUUGUUAGAUUGUACUCAUAAUAUAGAUAUUUUGUUGUUUCCUUUAGAAAAUCUUACGAUUUUUAAUUUCCUACCAAUAUUACCUCCUAGCCACUUAGUUGAUAACAUCGUAACCGAUUUACUAACAAAAUUAUGUUAAGUCGUAUAAUUUUAUCUUUGCAUUUUUAAAACUUCGAUCAUAAAUACGUAAUGGUUAAAAAAUAUAUCUUAUGUUCUUAUGACGAUAAUUCAUUAUAAGAACAAAUAUAACAUGAGUUGAAAAUAUUCCAAAAUGACAUAAAACCAGAUAU
Papilio xuthus (Asian swallowtail) is the source of this 3071-nucleotide messenger RNA. RefSeq names its product GRAM domain-containing protein 1B. NCBI's taxonomy places the organism in Eukaryota, Metazoa, Arthropoda, Insecta, Lepidoptera, Papilionidae. Gene Ontology annotation, molecular function: sterol binding; sterol transfer activity. The transcript has 18 exons. Gene Ontology annotation, cellular component: endoplasmic reticulum-plasma membrane contact site; plasma membrane; endoplasmic reticulum membrane. The record is from RefSeq and is a predicted model, not a curated record. The coding region runs from base 180 to 2459 and encodes 759 amino acids. Gene Ontology annotation, biological process: intracellular sterol transport.